GGGUUCUGAGUCUGAGGAUAUAAGAAGAGCUGCGCAAUGACAACAGUAGAACAGAAAUACGUACAGAGCCCACAUCGCGUUGAGGAGAAGGACUCACAUCAACUCCUCCGACGCGUCUCUUCUUUCCAUUGAACUCAACCCCCGUCGCAGCAGGAUGCCUUUCCUCGGACAGGACUGGAGGUCACCGGGUCAGAGUUGGGUUAAAACCGAGGAGGGGUGGAAAAAGACAAUAGCAGACGAGAAAAACAACAACAACAACAACAACAUCAUCUCCGUGGAGAGCUUCUGUGAGGAAGAGGAGGAGGAGGAGGAGGGGGAGAAGGAGGAGUGUUUCAACAAGGAGAACCUGCUGCUCUCUCUUAACUAUGACAUGUCUGCCAAGAAGAGGAAAAAAGACCAAAUGAACAACAACACCAAGGUCCCCUAUUUCCACAGGGAAAAGUGGAUUUAUGUUCAUAAAGGGAGCACCAAGGAGCGCCACGGAUAUUGUACAUUGGGAGAGGCAUUCAACCGCCUGGAUUUCUGCAGCGCCAUCAAGGAGACGAGGAGAUUCAAUUACGUCGUCAGACUCCUGGAGCUUAUCGCCAAGUCCCAGCUCCCCUCGCUGAGCGGAGUGGCGCAGAAGAACUACAUGAAUAUUCUGGAGAGGGUGGUACAGAAAGUUCUCGAUGACCAGCAGAACGUCCGUCCCAUCAAGGAGCUGCUGCAGACGUUCUACGUCUCGAUUUGUGGUCACGUUCAGGACAUGGGCAAGUCUGUCCUGGUGGGGAACAUCAACACCUGGCUGUACCGCAUGGAGAACAUCCUGCAGUGGAAACAGCAGCUGGACAACAUCCAGAUCAAAAAGCCCACGUCGACGGGCAUGACUCUGACCGAACUGCCUGCCAGUCUGCAUUUGAACAUCAUGCAGCGUCUGUCGGACGGCAGGGACGUGGUCAGCCUGGGCCAGGUGUGCCCCUCGCUGGGGGUUCUCGCUGAGGACCGGCUGCUGUGGAAGAGGCUCUGCCAUUACCACUUCACAGACAGACAGAUCCGAAAGCGCCUGAUGGUGUCAGACAAAGGUCACCUGGAGUGGAAGAAGAUGUACUCCAAGCUGAGCCGCUGCUAUCCUCACCGAGAGGAAUACAGCGACACCCUGCACUUCUGCACACACUGCCACAUCCUUUUCUGGAAGGACACAAACCAUCCCUGCACAGCAAACAACCCAGAAAGUUGCACCAUGUCCCUCUCCCCUCAAGGCUUCAUCAACCUUUUCAACUUCUGAUCCCUCUCCAGCACCCAAAAUCCAGAUGAACUGACUGUACAUACUGUACAUAGACACAUGCAAUAUUGUUUUUUUUUGUUUUGUUAAUGGCACAAUAAAUUCCUGGAUGUGUAUUUAGUUGAAGGUGUGACUUGAGGGGGGGGGGGGGGGGGGGGGGGAUUAUGCAAUGGAGAUUCUUUUGAACCUCCGGGAGGGUUCCUAGUAGAGAGCGAGUGAAUGUGACGGAGAGGAGAGGACAAAGGGAACACUCGGCUGUCAGAGUUAAGUCUUAGUUUAAUGUGAUUGUUUGAACUUUUACUCCAACGCCCCUCUUGACGUGUGCAUUUGUUUUUAUUAUAUUUUGUUUUGGAGGUUUCAACGUUUUUAUUUUUUUCCAAACACAGGAAGUAGGAAUAUUAUUCAAACCCUGUUUUUUUGUUGAUUUGUUUAGAAUCUAUUACAAGGCCUGCUCACAUGGGCGGGGGCGGGGGGGGGGGGGGGGGGCUGCAAUGUGUGUGUGUGUGUGUGACGCUCGACUAUAGUUUACAAUAGUAUUGUUGGGCACUGGGAUGGAGAGGUGUAAAUCUUUGAGUUGUGAGACAAGCAGGGGUGUCUGUAAUUAAUCGUUAGACUGAGGGAUGAUUCUAUGAUAAUGUUGACACGUCACCAUUUUUUUUUUAUUCUUCUUUGCUGUUUUUCACUUUUAUAAAGAUUUGAUAUAACUUUUUUUUUUUUUUUUUCAUUCAUUCUUAAUUGUGUAUUCAUGUUCUGCUGUGGCUGCUAUAGCAACCGUACCUGUGUGCAAUAUUACCAAAAGCUUGUAAUCUAUGCAAAGUAACGAUGUCGUGUGCCUUAUCACGAAACUUGAAACCGGUAGUUUGAUCCUUGUUUGGAGUGUUUUCAGAUCCUGAUGCUUUUUUGUCGUCAGCGAACGUCUCAUUUACAGAGAAGAGUGGUAUUUUUAAGACUCUGAAACAUCUUAUUUUUCUGUAGCCUCCUGCAUGACUUUUAAAACACCCAGCUGAUUGGUGUUUAUUUAUUUAUUGAGAUUCUAGCAAGGAAUGGGGAAUAUUGGUAUUACGGUGCAAUUUGACCCUAACUUUCCUCUAUCGCUGCUCAGACAGCGAGGAAUGAUGUACAUGCUAUGCAAUGCAUUCUGUUUAUGUUCUGUUGAAUGAAUAAAAGAAAAUAACCU
Cyclopterus lumpus (lumpfish) is the source of this 2438-nucleotide messenger RNA. RefSeq names its product F-box protein 32 (gene fbxo32). The transcript has 9 exons. Lineage: Eukaryota; Metazoa; Chordata; Actinopteri; Perciformes; Cyclopteridae. Bases 155 to 1264 code for a protein of 369 amino acids. Gene Ontology annotation, cellular component: nucleus; SCF ubiquitin ligase complex; cytoplasm. The record is from RefSeq and is a predicted model, not a curated record. Gene Ontology annotation, molecular function: protein binding. Gene Ontology annotation, biological process: protein ubiquitination.